This is a messenger RNA of Dalotia coriaria, 952 nucleotides long. It is a transcript of the gene mRpL40, whose product is annotated as mitochondrial ribosomal protein L40. Lineage: Eukaryota; Metazoa; Arthropoda; Insecta; Coleoptera; Staphylinidae. Gene Ontology annotation, cellular component: mitochondrial large ribosomal subunit; mitochondrial ribosome. The transcript has 5 exons. Bases 120 to 713 code for a protein of 197 amino acids. The record is from RefSeq and is a predicted model, not a curated record.
UAGUUAGGCAACCCGUCAUACACAUCAGUUUUCCUGCUGUGAAUUCUCUUGCAAAAACUUUAUUGUUUCAAUUAAAAACUUACAAUAAACUAGCAAGCGUAUUGAAAACUUAGUUAAACAUGAACUUAUUACCCUCUUUUGCAAGGUUAACAUUAGGCCUUACUUCACCACAAUUUACGCGUUCUGUAUCGACAACUUCAUUACUUUACAUCAGAACAACACCAUGCCUUCUCGCGGAACCUUUGAAGAAAAAGAAACGUAUGGACCCUGCCAUUAUCAAAGCCAGAGAAGACCGUAAGAAGAAGAAAAUUGAGAAACAAAUUCGUCGGCUCGAGAAGAACUCCAGGCAGUUAAAGCCAAUUGAAGAGUGUGAAAUACCACUUGAGAUAACUGAUAAUAAAGGAUUUCAUCAAAGAACUGAUGUUGAAAUAUCAGCAGAAUUGCAAGAGAAGAGGAUUCUUAUUGAGAAGAAAUGGGCAAAGUACAUGAGAAAUGAACAUCUUGCUGAUAUGCAAAUGAUUGACAGGAUAAUGUACUCACAACAGAGGGCUUUAGACCAAUUGAGAUUGGAAUCUGAAGAAUUGUAUCAGGAAGCUAUUCAGCCUGAUUUCACUCUGUUGCCAUUCAAGUCGGAAGGACCGGAUAACACGCCGCCGAUAAAAGAUUACGAAGCGCCUGAUGGUGAUUAUGUAGACGUGUCCAAAGUGUGGUAAAAUUAUCAAAAAUUUUGUUAGAAUUGUCUUUGUAUGAUAAAUAAAAGAAACAAAACAAAAAAUGAGUGAAGCAGUGAUGUAAACUUAAUUCUCAUCCUGAUCUUUUACUGCGAUAGCUGGCGGAGGAUUUCCGCCUGGGAUAAUUAGACAGUAGAGCACAUUAAUGGCCAUUAACAAACCAAUGCCAAGCCCUGCUGCAGUUACUUGAAAAAGUAUCUUAUCGGGGGUACCACCUUUUA